Molecule: messenger RNA, 975 nt
Organism: Aspergillus heteromorphus CBS 117.55
Lineage: Eukaryota; Fungi; Ascomycota; Eurotiomycetes; Eurotiales; Aspergillaceae
Exons: 2
Coding region: 1-975 (324 amino acids)
Molecular function (GO): arylformamidase activity
Source: RefSeq, a predicted model, not a curated record
AUGGCAGACCUCCCCGACAAAUACGAUGACCUCCCCGACAAGCGACGAUACUGGCCCGGCGCACCCAACACCCGCGACGAAGGGCUGGGGAUGCUCCGGCUGCUCACGCCCGAGGUCGUCGCCGCCGCCGCCCGCACGCAGAUCCAGACCGGCGAGCGCGUGUGUCUGAACUGGGAUCUGGAGAAGCUGAACCCUCCUGGCUUCCGUCGCAAACCCUUCGAACACCACGUCAAAUGGGUCUGGGAAGGCGUCGCCUUCGACGACGAAUACCACUUCAACCCGCAACAAUCCUCGCAAUGGGACGGACUGCGACACCACGCUGCGCCCGCCCCAAACGCCACCAGUGCCGACCAGUUGGUCUUCUACGGUGGUACGACGGCGGAGGAGAUCCUCGACCCGGAAUCCGCCCGCAUCGGGAUCGGACACUGGGCGAAAAAGGGCAUCGCGGGACGAGGGGUGCUGAUCGAUUACUAUACCUGGGUCAAGGAGAAGCGCGGGAUCACGGUCGACGCGCUCACCGCGCACUGCGUGUCGCUGGACGAUGUGCUCGCCAUUGCGGAGGAGUGUGGGAUUACGUUCCAGCGGGGUGAUAUCUUCUUCCUGCGCGUGGGGCUGCCCGCGACGUGGGAUGGCAUGGGCGAGCAGGACAAGUUGAAGUAUAGUCAGCAGGCGAUGCCGAAGCAUGCGGGCAUGGAGCAGAGCGAGCGCGUGCUGCGGUUCAUGUGGGAUAACCAUUUCGCGGCGGUCGCGUCGGAUGCCGUCAGCUUUGAGGUGUUUCCGGCGUUGCAGCCGGAGUUCGAUAUGCAUCACCAUCUGCUGGCUGGGUGGGGGCUGCCGAUUGGGGAGAUGUUCGAUCUGGAUGAGCUGGCUGAGACGUGUCGGCGACUGGGGAGGUGGUCGUUUUUCAUCUCGAGUAGUCCGUUGAAUUGUGCGCGGGGAGUGUCGAGUCCGCCGAAUUGUAUGGCUAUUUUUUGA